AUGAUACAACUAGCCAAGAACACAAAUGAUCACAUAAUUGAGACCAGAGCCUACCACAAGAACCAGGAUGCAUCCAUCAGAAACUUGGAGACUCAAAUAGGCCAACUUUCAAGACAACUUGCUGAGAGGAGUCAAGGAACAAUCCAUAGUGAUACCAUUGUGAAUCCAAGGGAGCACUGCAGUGCCAUCACUACUAAAAUGGAGGAGCUAGAAAAAGAGGAAGUUGAAGUUUCUACAGACAAGAAUGAGCACAUCCAAGAAGGCAAAGAAAGGGCAAAAGAGCAACCUUCUGCAGUUCAAAAGAACAUAUAUAUAUCUCUGUCUAAACUCACAAUGUCUAGGAAUAUCUUAGCCGUUGUGAAGCCAAAGAUUUUUCGGGAAUACAUUGGGGUGAAGGAAGAGCCGGAUAGUUUAAAUGAUUUCCCUGAUGAAAUCAUCAACUCCAAGAUUGGAGAAUUCCACUUCAUUCUUGGAUUUGCAAUGGAGGACUAUGACAACAAUGGAAGAGGCACGGGAAUAUUCAAGCGGAGAUGGAACUAUGGAUACUUCAGUCCUGAAAAGAUAAAGAAACUGAAGAAUGAUCAUGAGAAUGAAGUGAUCAAGGUGGUAAUAAGCAUUGGAGGUCGUGCAAGUGGUGACACCAAAUAUCCAUUCAAUCCUGCUGAGAAAGAAGUAUGGAUUGAGAAGGCUCAAGAAUCGCUGAAAGAGAUCAUCAAAGACUACAAGGGUCAAAUUGAUGGCAUUGAUAUUAACUAUGAGAACAUAGAGUCCGAUGACUUUUCCCACUGCAUUGGGAAAGUUAUAAAUGGGCUUAAGAAUAAGGAUGGAGUGAUCAAUGUGGUAUCAAUUGCUCCGUCAUAUCCUGUCCAAGCCCACUACAAGAAAUUGUACAUGGCUAACGGAAAAGAUAUUAACUGGGUUGAUUACCAGUUCUAUGAUCAGAUUGUGUCCACAAAGGUUGAGUUUAUAAAACUCUACAGUGACCUAUCAAAUGUUUACGACAAAGAAAAACUGUUGGCAGGAUUCAGCACCGAUCCAAAUGACGCAGGUAAGAUAUCACGAGAGGUCUUCCUUGAGGGCUGCAACGACCUCAUCAGUUCCGCAUCACUCCCUGGCAUCUUUGUUUGGAAUGCUAAUGACUCUGCCCUCAAUGUCAUCUCCAAUGAUGUCCCUUUCUACUUUGAGAAGUUGGCACAACGCAAACUCACUGACUCUACAUCCUAA
Gastrolobium bilobum is the source of this 1224-nucleotide messenger RNA. RefSeq names its product chitinase 2-like. Gene Ontology annotation, molecular function: hydrolase activity, hydrolyzing O-glycosyl compounds. The record is from RefSeq and is a predicted model, not a curated record. NCBI's taxonomy places the organism in Eukaryota, Viridiplantae, Streptophyta, Magnoliopsida, Fabales, Fabaceae. The transcript is spliced from 2 exons. Gene Ontology annotation, biological process: carbohydrate metabolic process. The coding region runs from base 1 to 1224 and encodes 407 amino acids.